Molecule: messenger RNA, 639 nt
Organism: Macadamia integrifolia
Lineage: Eukaryota; Viridiplantae; Streptophyta; Magnoliopsida; Proteales; Proteaceae
Product: disease resistance protein Roq1-like
Exons: 1
Coding region: 1-639 (212 amino acids)
Biological process (GO): defense response
Molecular function (GO): ADP binding
Source: RefSeq, a predicted model, not a curated record
AUGGGGCUAGGUGGGAUUAGCAAGACAACCAUUGUCAAUGUUGUCUCCAAUGAAAUCUCACGUCACUUUGAGGGAUGUAGUUUUCUGGAUAAUGUUCGAGAUACUUCACUUAUCACUUUGCAAAAUCAACUUCUCUCGGAAAUAUUGAAAGGAGUAAGAUUCAGCAUCACUAAUAAAGGCAAAGGAAUUAAUAUGAUCAAAGAAAGACUUAGCAAGAAGAAAGUUCUUGCUAUUCUUGAUGAUGUGGAUAAAAAUUCUGAAGAUGCAUUAGUUGGGAAGUGUGAUUGGUUUUGUUUGGGAAGUAGGAUUAUAAUCACAACAAGAAACGAGCAGAUCUUACAUCAUCAUGGAGUGGAUGAGAAAUAUGAGCCCCCUAAAAUGGAGGCAAAACAAUCUCUUCAACUAUUUUCCAGGUGUGCCUUCAAAAUAGACGAAAUACCUGAGGACUAUCUAGAUCUCCCCAAAAACAUCACUAAGGAAAUUGGAGGGCUUCCCUUAGCUCUUGAGGUUAUAGAUUCAUCUUUAUUUGGCAUGGAAAAAUCAUUUUGGCAAGACACACUAGAGAUGUUGCAAAAUCAUAUUCUUGAUGCUGAAAUUUUGAUAAAGUUGAAAAUAAGUUUUGAUGGAUUAACGUAUUGA